AUGCAGCUCAACUACAUUCUCGUCGGGGACCGAGGAUACCCGCAAAGUGUCGUCGUCCAGCCAGGCAGCGACGUCGAAGCUCUCGCUGCAGCCAUUAAAAAGUCAAGCGAGCUCACUAAACCGUCUCAAGUGCAGAUUUUCCUUGCCAAGCAAGACAAUGGGGACUGGAUGUCUGUCGAUGCAGUUGUCGUGGACGCUCUAACGAGCGGGGACGAGGAUGCAAUCGCCAGAGUAUGCGUGUCAGCUCUCGCUCCAAGUGCCGAGCUACUUCAGCACUUCACACCGAUUGCGUUGGGGCAUCGGAAGCUCCACCUUGUCGUAAGAGAAAACGAGCCCAUGUCGACUGAUGGACGUGGCUCAGAAGAAGAGCUGGAUCUGCAGUGUUUGGUUGUUGGGGAUCGGCUCGGCAGCACCUUCUCGAUGAAGAUGAAGAAGUCGGACCUAAUUCAAGACCUGCGGCUGAGAGUGAAGAAGCUCAAGUUUGACCACAACCUGGAGAUCCGAGUCGACGGUAAGGAGGGGGAUGAGUGCGAAGUUCCUCAGUGGACACGCCACAAGCUGGACCCCGAGAGCACGAUCGGAGACGCGUUCCCCUCUAUCGAGCAAGGCUGCGUCCAUGUGCUAGUACUGAAGAACUCGAUCGAGGUGGUGGAGCUUGUGCUGCUAGUGAAGAAGUGCAGUGCAGUCGAGAGACCACCGUUUAUCCUGUUGCAGGCCUUGGCUGGAGAGGGCAAUACGCAAAUGGCCUUCAACUUGAUGGCUCGGGACGACGUGGAAGUCUUCUACGUCCCGUGCCAGGACGUAGAAUGGGAGUUUUCUGAUCGAUUCAGGGCAUUCCGCGGUUGUCUGGAGAAAGACGUUGGUGACGUGGGUGAAGCGACCGCCUCGGAUCUCUCGAAGCAGUCACUAUUGUACACAUACGGCUUCAUUUGGGCCGUGCUGACUGGGAUGUCCGAGUUCGUUGGCCCUCGAACGCGCGACGAAGUUUUGGCUGCACUGGAAAUGUGGCGAGAACGGGCGAAUGGCAAGUAUUGUGUAUUUUUCCUGGAUAACAUCCCUGUUCUGUCGUCUAGUGCCAAGCACGGACCCGCCAGCGACUUGCUUCGGAUCACGAGAAGUUCAAGAGAUGAUCGUGAGUUUUGGGGCGUGGUGUUCCCCCGCCCUCUGUUCGCCAAGGUGGCGCUGGAACAUGUGCGGGAGAACCCACUCGAUAGCGACGCGAGCCUAAUAGGCUACUUGGAUAAUUUGGCGAAAGUGUUGGCUCGUGAUAAACGCAUUGAUCCGGUCCUGUGUGGUCAAGUUGCUCUCUUUCUUGCCGCUAGUUACGUUGGCAAGUACAACAAGGUGCGCCGAAUCGUCGGGCACUACGCUCGUCUACGCGACUCUGACACGUUUGAGCUGUGGAUUAAUACCAACGGAGACCUACUGAAGAAAGAGGGAGAUAGAAUGGUGAAGUGGAAUUGCUGUAGUUUCCUUCCGACAUCAGAGCAAGACCCUCUCCUGCAUCUCUGUCUGGCAGGUGGCAAAGGAUUCUGCGCCUUCAAAGACAGAAUACGCUUAGUGGACAAUAUGUCCUUAACGGAUGCUCUCGAGGACAGCGAAGAUUAUACGUUCUGCUUCUCCCGUGAUAUCGACUCACCUCGACUGGAAGCACUGGCAUCAGGAGCGAUUGUAGCAGCAAGUCACCACGACGGGUUUGCUGGUAUGUCUUUCGUGGAUCUCUUCUUGGGUUUAUUGCAUGAACUGAAUAUGCACAAGUCGAGCGAUGUUCAGCUGCGUCUUCCCGCCAAUGUGGUGGAGUUCGUGUCUUCCCUCUGGACCCCGUUCCUCGCGCCAUCGGAUGUCAAGUGGCCCAGUUUCCUGAUGGAGAUGGCUUUGAAGUUGGGGACGCUUUCACGUUUGACGUUCAAGGACAAAGGGGACAUCAGCUUCUUGGACGGCAAAGUCUCCGUUGAGUGCAUUUCUCCCCGUCGCCCGAUCAGCCAAGGAAUAUGCGGAGGCUGCUGA
Molecule: messenger RNA, 2007 nt
Organism: Phytophthora sojae
Lineage: Eukaryota; Oomycota; Peronosporomycetes; Peronosporales; Peronosporaceae
Exons: 5
Coding region: 1-2007 (668 amino acids)
Source: RefSeq, a predicted model, not a curated record